Messenger RNA from Saimiri boliviensis boliviensis (Bolivian squirrel monkey), 381 nucleotides. The record is from RefSeq and is a predicted model, not a curated record. NCBI's taxonomy places the organism in Eukaryota, Metazoa, Chordata, Mammalia, Primates, Cebidae.
AUGAGCCUCCUCAACAAGCCCAAGAGUGAGAUGACCCCAGAGGAGCUGCAGAAGCGAGAGGAGGAGGAAUUUAACAUGGGGCCACUCUCUGUGCUCACUCAGUCCAUCAAGAGCAACAUCCAAGUGCUCAUCAACUGCUGCAACAAUAAGAAACUCCUGGGCCGUGUGAAGGCCUUUGAAAGGCACUGCAACAUGGUGCUGAAGAACGUGAAGGAGAUGUGGAAGGAGGUACCCAAGAGCGGCAAGGGCAAGAAGAAGUCCAAGCCAGUCAACAAAGACCACUACAUCUCCAAGACAUUCCUGCACGGGGACUCAGUCAUCGUGGUCCUGCAGAACCCGCUCAUCACCGGCAAGCAGGAGCCACCGAUCCCUAUAGAAUAG